Molecule: messenger RNA, 849 nt
Organism: Coccidioides posadasii C735 delta SOWgp
Lineage: Eukaryota; Fungi; Ascomycota; Eurotiomycetes; Onygenales; Onygenaceae
Gene: FMP52
Product: Protein fmp52, mitochondrial
Biological process (GO): import into nucleus
Cellular component (GO): cytoplasm
Source: RefSeq, a predicted model, not a curated record
CAGUUGUGUUUUGUCGUGAUUGUUGACGCAACUGUAGGCCCUCGCAGAGGAACAGGGGGUAGCAUCAGCAUUCUCGAGCGCACCCAUUACGGAGUACAGGUCUAAAAAAUGGCAACAACAGCAAUUGUUGGAGGCACGGGCCUUGUGGGCUCGAGCAUCGUCAAUAUCCUUCUCUCCUCCCCCAACGUUGCGCACAUCGACUUCCUCGCCCGCCGCCCCCCCAGCACGCCCGUCACUAAAGACCUUAUCGAAUCCCACCCAUCAAAAUUUGCAUCGUAUAUCUCCACAGAUCCCCCGUCGUCCUGGGCUUCGCACCUCCGUUCAACAACCCCCGCCCCAGAAAUAUUUUUUUCCACUCUCGCAACCACCCGUGCAACUGCCGGGUCUCUCGCCGCCCAACGGGCCCUCGAGCACGAUGCCAAUGUCGAUCUAGCCCGUGCAGCAAAGGAGGCAGGUACAAAAGUAUACGUCCUUGUCUCCUCCGCCGGAGCGGACCCAUCCUCAAAACUACCGUACAUGAAGCUCAAGGGGGACAUUGAGAAGAGCAUCCUAGAUUUAAAUUUUGAGAAAACAAUCAUCCUUCGACCUGGUUUCCUUUCCGGACAGAGAGAGGAACGUAGGAUCAUUGAGGGGAUGGUCGGUGUGAUUGGGAAUGCGGCCGGGUGGCUUAGCAAGCCUUGGUUAAAGGAUUGGUGGUCUAACGAUGCUGUAGAGGUUGCGCGCGCAUCUGUGAGCGCAGGGUUGGCGGCUCUGAAGGGCACGGAGCCCGAUGGGCAGCAAAAGGUGAGAAUUUUGGCCGGCAAGGAUAUAGUUCGCCUGGGACGGACAGAAUGGAAAGAAGCCUCCUAA